This is a messenger RNA of Toxoplasma gondii ME49, 6552 nucleotides long. Its product is annotated as fatty acyl-CoA desaturase, putative. Bases 1104 to 4232 code for a protein of 1042 amino acids. The record is from RefSeq and is a predicted model, not a curated record. Gene Ontology annotation, molecular function: oxidoreductase activity, acting on paired donors, with oxidation of a pair of donors resulting in the reduction of molecular oxygen to two molecules of water. Lineage: Eukaryota; Apicomplexa; Conoidasida; Eucoccidiorida; Sarcocystidae. The transcript is spliced from 13 exons.
CUGUCUCAGACCUGUAGUGCGAUGUUUCCUGCCCCACAAGAGGUUCUGUUUCGGGGGCACCGAAAAGCAGCAGGCUGCCACGGCGCCCGCCUUAGAGCUGGUUCAAGUGCAAAGUUGCCAGCCUAUGCGGAUUGUAGGCACGAAACUGCGAGAGCCUCGGGCUAAAAAAGACGAUAUUCUUUGCGGACAUGGCGUGAGACACGCUCAGAAACGGCAAUGGAGACGAGAACGAAGUCGGUGCCAUUCUUCCUGUUCUCUGUGCAUGUUUGCUCGUUGUCUUCACCUCGAAGACGACGAUAAAGGCGGUUGGUGCUCGGCCACGAGUUUUUGGCUGUCGGGCGUUUCACUACGGCGUUGGCUGCUAUAUCUGCGCCCAAUUGGGUCCAACAAGUUGUUUCCGCGUGCGGGUUAGGCUGCUGUUUCCACACACACUCGACUUCUCAUUUAGUCUAGUCCAGCCGGGUUUCCCCGUCUCGGUCCCGCCACUCCAACGCCGAUAGCCGGCUGUCUGCCUUGUGAGGCCCAUCGCUACCGUAGGCUGCGGUCUCAGUUCGCUUUUCCGCGUUUUGUGUUUCUGUGUUUUUGAGCAGGGCGAACUCGGAGUGAAAUUUGAAUCUUUCACCCGUUGUGUUUGCCCAGGCUAGCCGGCGGUGCCGUUGUCCGUACCCUGACACGUCGCACCAGCAACCGCAACGGAAACGCGCAGUCGAUCUUUCCGCCUCUAACUCCAUGUUUUCUUUCCAGCCACCUUUUCUCUAACUGCACCGGCAACUGCUACCACCGGAGACAAUUUGCCGUGCUGGAGAGAAACGGAAGCGCUUUUCGGGUGUUGGCUCGCCGCCGCAGACCCCGAGUUUGUGUGGCAAGAACCGUCGGGGGUUGUGGGGAGCCAUGCAGCCUAUUUCCCAAAAGAAAGGUGAACGCCUUCGCUUGCUUACUGCGUAUUUUCCCAUUGUCGCUUAUCUACAUCCGUAGCGGAGUGUUUGUUGUUCGCCGCCGGGCACAACGCACGAGGUGUCUCGUCGCACCGCCGCCUUGUUAGUACUCGCACAAUCGCAGCAGCGAAAAUUCUGGAGUUUUCACCGUUCAGCUCUCGAUUCGCGAUGGCACUUCUCACAGAAAUCGCCGCCCUAUGGGUGCGCGAUUUGCUCCGAAGGACCCUAGGAGGGAGGCCCGAGCAGACAGCUUGGCUGCACCUGGGGUACUGGGAAGACCCCAGGCGCAGCUCCCAAGUCGCAGCAUUCUGCUCUCGCUAUCUCUGGGCAGGCGCUGUUGUCUACCUUGCAACUUUGGUCUCUCUUUCCCUUCUCUUCAAGUCUGCGAAACGGAUGAAGAAUGCUCACGGACAACAGGCUCACGCCGACGGCAAACGCGACAGCAAAAGGUGCUCGGCGCCGGGUUCCACCCCCUCUCUGGUCUACAUGAUCUGGAACGCCGUCGUUAGCUUCGUCGCUUUCCUGGCACUCUCCGCUCUGGUUAAAGAGGACGCGUCGACGUUCCUGUCGCCACUCUUUCGCCUGCCGUCCAAUUACAGGCCUGUGACUCGGGCCGUGGUGUCUUUGGUGGCCCCGGGAACUUUCGCGUUCUUUUUCGCAGACACGCUUCUGUGUCUGGCUUUGGAGCGUUCACGUCUCACGUUCACCCACGUUGCAGGUCAUCUGUAUUUUCCGCUUUUCCUCAACUACUGUGUCGAGACGGGUCUGUCGGCAGUCCACACACUCGUGCUCCUCCAUCUCGCAGGCCUCGCUCUUGGACGCGCCUUGGCUGUGUCCUCAGCUGCGGCCUUCUUCGUGGCUGCGCCAUUUGCGCGUCGUGAAGGAGAGCCUCGCUCUGCUGCAAAGGGCGUCCUCGCCGAGCAAAGAAACCGCGCCUCAGAGUCGACCCACAAACACCAGAGAGGCGAGAGCAAACGCGCCUGUGAAGAGCGUGCAAGCUCGGAGAAGGGAGAAGUCAGCAGCGCUGCAGAAAAAGAACGAGAGACAGAUGAGAGCGGCUUGUGGGCCUUUUUCACAUGGUGCGAACGCGUCCUGGAGGUCAUGCAGUCGUGGGUCACUGCUGCCGUUUGCUGCUGUGCCUUGUACGAUCCGACGACGGGUCUUCUCGCUGGAGCUUCUUCGAUGUGGACUGCAUGCAAAUGGGGCGUCAGCAUGGAGACUCUUCUCUCCUACUACUCCAUCAGCAUGUACUUGAGUCACUACCACAAGGAACUCCGGGCCUUCAUGUUCACCUUCCUGGUGUACUUCCACAUGUUUGCCUUCGUCGGCGUUCUCAUGCUUCUGAGUCAUCGAUCAGCGUGGCAUCUCUUCUUCGAAGUUAUCGGAUUCUACAUGGUCGGUGGCCUGGGCAUCACUUGCGGCGCUCAUCGCUUGUGGGCGCACCGAUCGUACAAGGCAGCCUUGCCGUGGCGAAUCUCCAUGUUGAUUCUCAACUCCUUCGCCAACCAAGGCUCCAUCUACCACUGGUCUCGCGACCACCGUGUCCACCACAAGAAUUCAGACACAGCAAGCGAUCCGUACGACUCGUCAAAGGGAUUCUUCUACUGCCAUAUGGGUUGGCUGCUGUACAAGAAGCCCCAAGAAGUUCUAAUUGCGGGGAAAGACAUUGACUGCAGCGACUUGUUGGAAGACCCGUGUGUCGUGAUCCAGAGAAAACUCGAUCCGUGGUGGAACCAGUUCUUCUGUUUCGUUCUCCCGGGGAUCUACGGCUACUACGUCUACAACAGCUUCUGGCUCGGCUUCUUUGUCCACGGAGCUCUUCGCUGGUGCAUGACACUGCAUGCAACUUGGACGGUGAACAGCGUCGCACACUUUUGGGGAGACCGGCCGUACGCUCCCAAGACGCGUCCCAGUGAAUCGAUUUUUACGUCCUUCGUUGCCGUCGGGGAAGGCUGGCACAACUGGCACCACAUGUACCCCUAUGACUACGCAGCUGCCGAGGGUGGCGUCUUCGAAAACUACAACCCGUCCAAACUGGUCAUCGAUGCGGGAGCGCUUCUGGGGCUCGUGUGGAACCGGAGAAGAGCGACGACGGCCUGGCAGAGGGCGAGGGAAAGGCGGGAUGAGAUGAAGAGACAAGAUGAGGAGAAGCUGCUGCAGCGAGCCGGUUCAGACAGGCAAAUCAUUUACAUGGAGUCGAUCAAACAGAUGUUUCCGGCUCGCGUGUACCGCAUCCACACUUUCGCGAACCUCGCUCUGCUUGCGCGAGAUCUUCUUCUCCUCGUCGGCCUCUCGUUUGCCGCCUACCGCCUUUUGGGCAUCGAGGCACUUCUCGACCGCCUCGACGUUCCUGCGCCGCCUUCGGCCUCGCCGCUGCUGCGGGCGAGUCUGUUCACGCUGCUCGUGGCUCUCGCUGUCGCCUACGCAGUCGGCUCCGGGACGCUGUGGUUCGCUCUCUUUGUACACGCGACGGAGGCGGCGAAUGGAAAGUUUUCUGGAGCGUCUCUGCUCAAUCAUGCCGUCGCGUCUGUCCUCCAAGCUGCCAUGCUCAUCCCGUACAAACCUCGGCGCGCCGGGGCGCCCUACGAAGUCCCCGCCAUCAGACCGUGCCUCUUCGACAGCUGCUUCCGCUUCGCGCACCUUGCAGGCGCGAACUGCUGGCAGACGAGUUUCUUUGCAUGCAUAGGCGUUUUUGCCUUCCUGGCCUGGCUAGCUGGGUCGUGUGGCUACAGUAGCCAGGUCUUGAUCUUCUACGUCGGUCCCUACCUUGUCUGCAACGCGUGGAUGGCGUACUACUACGGCCUUCUGGAGGGGGGUGGGCCGCACGAUGUGACAAACGAAGAAAACAACAUGAACUUCGACUUUGCGGCGCCCUCGGCUCUCCAGUGGAUGCGCAGUGUCAGCGAGGAGCGACGACGAGGACGCAAAGUCCAUCGCGGCGGUCUCUUGUGGUCGUGGAUCGACCGACUCCACCACGAGCUCCCCAAGAAACAUCUCAUGCAGGCUCUCACAUACGAUGUGUCUCGUCAAGGAUUGGGAGAAGCGUCGCGAAUUCUUCAUCAGCGACUUGCAGUGGCUCCCGAGUUUUCGAGAGACUCUGAGACAGAGCUCGAUCCAGACGCGACGCGUGCGUCGGUGCUGGAGGAAGAGCUUCUGUUAGGUCAGGACCAGAAGGGCAACGAGAAUGUCUCUAUGAAAACUGGAGAAGCCAUCAAAAGAAAAACUCCUGUCCUCGCUCCCAGCGAGGAACUUAGGCGACGCGAAGCAGCCGCCGCCGCUCGCGCGUGUGGAUGUUAAGAAGACGACAGGAGACACUAAAGGAGACAGAGAAGGGGACAUCAAACGAGACGGGGAAGACGAGAGAUGCCAUGUCAAGGCGGAGGCCGGUGGAGGACACGAAGGGAGUCGAAGAUGCUGAAAAAGAAGAAAUCCGUUCUCGUAAAGAGACGCGGUUGGUGUCGCGUGUAAAAGACAUUCGUGUGCAUGUAAAAGACUCACUGGCAGGUGUUUUGUGUCCGUGUUGUCGCUUCUCCUCCCUCUUCUCGGAUCUAGAAAGAACGGGUCUGAGGAAACAGAGGUGACAAGAAUUUCGAGAGAUGAACUGUUCUUCGAGUUGUUUCUCCGGAGUCCUUGAAGAGUGGAGCAUGCUCCUGCUGGUGGCGAACCGCGAGAGCCGACGCUUCUGACUGCUGCCGGCCGGCCUCCCAGGGCGAGGUGCUUUGUGCAGCGAGCGUUUUCUGCUCUGGGAAGAGUUGUGUUUUUUGUGACCCAAGUCUUCGCAGGGUCCAGAGGCGGCUGUCUCCGAGCAUGCAAAUUUUGAGUUCGCCGCCUCGCGUGUGUCUCCUCGACAAAUGGUCUUCAAGUGGACGCGAGGGAGUUGCCAGGGUGUCUCGACACCGCACAGCUGCACAGCUCUCGACGGCGAUUGACCCAGUUCUUCUCGUUUGCCUGACGGCGGCGAGAGUCUCCGAGUUUUUCUCGAAUGGAUCCGCAUGCGUUUUAUCGGAACAAUUCCUCGAGACUCUCUCCGGGAUUCUUUUCUUUCGCGGGCAAACUCACGCGAAACGGAUAGGGACGCAGAGGAGAUGAUGCACGGAGGCGGCGGGGUGGAGUUUGUUCCACCCACCUGAAUUUCCACUUUAUGCAUUAUUUUCGACUUCUUUAAAGAAAAGGGACAGACACAAGAUGCAUGUGAAGGUCCUGUGUUCAUGUACGUGUAUAUAAAUAUAUAUGUAUAUAUAUAUAUAUAUAUAUAUGUAUAUAUAAUAUACAUGUGUACACACGACGACAUGCGCUGUGUGUGUCUCUGCAUACGCGCGCACAUAUGUAUAUCUACGUGUAUUUCUUUGGGGAUCUGAGAGAGGGUAACGCGGAGUACGCUUCCCUGCUUAUUUCCCCCUUCGGGACUUGUUGACAGAGAAAGUGUGAUGCGCUCCCUCGUUGGGUUGACAGUCGGCGAAGCGUCGCUGUUGUCUCUGAUGGAGAUUGUUCUAGUUCGUGCAAUUCCUGGGGAGGUUUGAAGGCGAGGACUUGACAGGAGCUAGAAGAAAAAGUUAUGAAACGCGAAAUUGUUGAGGGAGAAGACGCAUUUUCAGCGUUUCUUUACGCGACAAAUGCACGGCGAGGUCGCCCACGUUGCCGCUUGCUGCUUCGUGUGGGUCUCGUCCUGGCGUGUUGAGACGCCGCGUUUGUGUCGGGGAAAAAGGAAUUUUUUCCAAAGUGAAGCGCCUGCAGUGGCGACAGAAGGCCACUGCCACGGGAUGGGGGGUCCGCGACGCAAAGCUUCACCAAUGUGUACAUUCUUCCGUGUGUACAUUAUUUUUUGCGCCCGUCUGCUCUCUGCAGGCAUGGGAAAGCAAGUUAUUUUUCUGCGUUUGCAGAGUCUUGUUGCGUGGAAAAGAAUCGGGUGGUGAAAAAAGCGUGGCAGCUCCGCACCUCAGUGCAACUCACUCGCCGGUCGCGCACCCGUGUCGUGCGUCUAGACAAAAAGACCUAGGAUUCCUGCCUGUUCGCAGAGUUUAUUUUUCCGGUGCGUUUCGAUGCAAGCGCGCGCGCGUACCUUUGCACCUGGAGGCGAGCGAGUCGUCGCCUUCCGCCUACAUGCAGUUUCUGUCUGUGCACUCUUCGUUUGAGUCUGCGCGCGUUUUCGACGAAACGGUGUGCCUUUUCUCAGGUUCCCAGUAGUGUAAGAAGAGUGCAGUCGCACAUUCAAGGCAUGUCGGUGCGUGCGUGGCUGCACCUACGAAGACGGCGACUGUUGCCGGUCUAGGCUUUGGAACUGACAGGCAGCGAAAGAGUACGAUUCGGUUCUUCAUAUGCGUAUGCACAUAUAUAUAUGUCUGCAUAUAGUGUAUAUGCAUAUGUUUGUGUACAUUCCGGCGUGCAUGUGUUUGUGUUGCGAGGGGACGCGAUAGGAGAGGGAGACGGGGGCGCGUCCAAACGUGCGGCUUCGCCCCCUCAGUCUUUGUUCGAAAUGGGGUUUCGAACUCCAAAGACUUUCUGUCUUCCCGCCUCGCUUUCCCGAUGGGUGUUGUUCUCCUCUCGUGCGAGAAAAGGCCUUCUUCACACACAAAGCGUCUGCAGGUGCAGGAGCUGUCACCUUCGUUUCUUCGUCGCC